Molecule: messenger RNA, 747 nt
Organism: Colletotrichum higginsianum IMI 349063
Lineage: Eukaryota; Fungi; Ascomycota; Sordariomycetes; Glomerellales; Glomerellaceae
Product: HORMA domain-containing protein
Exons: 3
Coding region: 1-747 (248 amino acids)
Biological process (GO): mitotic spindle assembly checkpoint signaling
Cellular component (GO): kinetochore; cytoplasm; nucleoplasm
Source: RefSeq, a predicted model, not a curated record
AUGGCUUCCGAGACCAAGCCCGCCAAACCUACAAAGGCCGUCAAGACUGACAAGCCCGCCAAGGCCGACAAGGCCGACAAGUCGGACAAGUCCAAGGUGCACAAGCUCGCCCUCAAGGGCAGCGCAAAGCUCGUCGCCGAAUUCGAACGAUUCGCAACACUCACUGACACGAUCCCGCUCAGCGUCAAGAAGUAUGGCCUCAACAUGCUAGUCUCCUCGGACGACCAGGUCCGAGCCUACAUCAAGAAGAUCAUGGGCCAGCUCGACCGCUGGAUGCUCCGCGGCAAAAUCUCCAAGCUCGUCAUCGUCAUCACCGACAAGGACACGGGCGAGCACGUCGAGCGCUGGCAGUUCGACGUCGAGAUCUUCGGCAAGGCGGCCAAGUCGUCCAAGUCGACCAAAUCCGCCUCCAAGCCCUCCUCGUCCGCCGACCAAGAAAACGACGCCGUCACGGAAGCCGACGCCGACGCCGCCGCCGCCGCCCCCGAAAAGACGGAACAGGAGAUCCAGUCCGAGAUCGCCGCCAUCUUCCGCCAGAUCACCGCCUCCGUCACCUUCCUGCCCCAGCUCAGCGGCGACUGCACCUUCAACGUCCUCGUCUACGCCGACGCCGACUCCGAGGUGCCCGUCGAGUGGGGCGACAGCGACGCCAAGGAGAUCGCCAACGGCGAGCGCGUCCAGCUGCGCGGCUUCAGCACCAGCAACCACCGCGUCGACACCCUCGUCAGCUACCGCCUCGCCGAAUGA